Messenger RNA from Tribolium madens (black flour beetle), 1412 nucleotides. RefSeq names its product general transcription factor IIH subunit 2 (gene Ssl1). Bases 132 to 1334 code for a protein of 400 amino acids. Gene Ontology annotation, biological process: nucleotide-excision repair; regulation of transcription by RNA polymerase II; DNA-templated transcription. The transcript has 6 exons. The record is from RefSeq and is a predicted model, not a curated record. Gene Ontology annotation, cellular component: transcription factor TFIIH holo complex; transcription factor TFIIH core complex. Gene Ontology annotation, molecular function: zinc ion binding. NCBI's taxonomy places the organism in Eukaryota, Metazoa, Arthropoda, Insecta, Coleoptera, Tenebrionidae.
UCAAAAUUUGAUCUAUCUGCACCAACACGAGAAAUUGAAAGUUACUAAAUGUUUUGUUAUUUGUUGACAUUUCUAACCUAACUUUGUCGGUUUUGUGAAAAAAUCGAAUUUUGCGUUAUUAAUCCGCAACAAUGGUGGAUGAAGAAGACCCAAAAGAGUACCGAUGGGAGACCGGAUACGAAAAAACAUGGGAAGCUAUAAAGGAAGACGACGAUGGAUUUCUCGAAGCUUCCGUUUCAGAAAUUAUCCAAAGGGCUAAACGAAAAAGACAGUCACAGAAGCAGGGCAGUUCCAAGCUAGGAAUGAUGAGACAUUUAUUCAUGAUUGUUGAUUGUUCUGAGUCCAUGUCGAGUCAAGAUCUCAAGCCCACCCGCCUUCUCUGCACCAUCAAAUUGUUGGAAAACUUCAUUGAAGAGUUUUUUGACCAAAACCCCAUCAGCCAACUCGGAAUCAUCAUAAUGCACAACAAACGGGCUGAAAAAAUCAGUGAUUUAGCCGGAAACGCCCGGAAGCACAUCAAAGCCGUGCAAAACCUUAAACAGACUUCGCUUGUGGGCGAACCAUCACUGCAAAACAGCAUUGAGAUGGCUUUCAGAGCUUUGAAAUUAUUACCAUCGCAUGCAAGCAGAGAGAUUUUGGUGAUAAUGGGAAGCUUAACCACUUGUGACCCGGGGGAUAUCACUACAACGAUUCAGGUGAUGUUGAAGACAGAAGGGGUCAGGUGUUCAGUUAUAGGCUUGGCAGCUGAGGUCUACGUCUGUAGACAAUUAGCGAAUCAAACGGGUGGAUUGUACAACGUUAUUUUGGACGAUUGCCAUUUUAAAGAUUUGCUGUAUCAGCAAGUGGAUCCGCCCCCGGCAGCACAAACACUCGAAUCGAAUUUAAUUAAAAUGGGUUUUCCGCAUCAGAUGUCUGUCGAGGGCACGGAAGAGCCCUUGACGAUGUGUAUGUGCCACGUGGACAGUGUCGAUGAAGGAAGUAAAUUAAACACUGGGGGUUAUUACUGCCCCCAGUGCUACAGCAAAUAUUGCGAGUUGCCGGUCGAAUGUCGUGCUUGUGGUUUAACUUUAGUUUCAGCCCCACAUUUGGCACGAUCUUACCACCAUUUAUUUCCAGCUGCUAAUUACACUGAAGUGGUUUACGACAACCAAACUCCUAUUUGUUUCGCUUGUCAAAAAAAUUUCACUGAAAAUGAGAAACAGGUGUACCAAUGCCCGAAUUGUGCAAAAAUAUUUUGUAUCAAUUGCGACAUUUUCGUCCACGAUAUUUUACAUACUUGUCCAGGAUGUGCAACAAACUUAUCAACGUUUCAAAUUGCUCAUACCAGUCAAUAAAAUGACAUUAAUUUAUUAAACAAAUAGAAAAAAUUACAUUGUUACAAUUUUUAUAAUAAUAAAUUAGUUUUUACUUUA